AGCUGGAUGCUGGGUAUAUAAGGACGGGGUGAGGACGUAUGUCAGACACAAAUCUUCAGCCUCCAACAACCACUUGGGUUUGUUUGUCCUGUGCUCCACACAACGUCAGCAUGAAGGUUUCAUUUUUUAUCGUCCUGCUGUGUUUAUCUCUCCUUGUUGCUGAGGUCUUCUGCCGGCCUAGCAGCAGUAGUAGUAGUAGUAGUAGCAGUAAAAGCAAGCAUCAUCACCAUCACCAUCAUAGCCACAAGCACCAUCAUCAUCACAGCCACAAGCAUCACCACCACCAUAGCCACAAACAUCACCACCAUCACCACCACAGCAGCAGCAGCAGUAGCAAGAGCAGCAGCAGCAGCAGUGGUUAAUUCAAGAAUUGUUUCGUUGCUGGUGCUAAUUUUAUAAAAUUGUAUUUUACAUUCUUUUAGUUAUUAAAUGUUGUUGUAAUACAUAGCAGGCUCAACUGCAUCAAAUUAAAAAAAAUAAGUUUUGUAAGAAUAGUUGUUUGUUG
Messenger RNA from Physella acuta, 505 nucleotides. RefSeq names its product putative histidine-rich protein DDB_G0274557. The record is from RefSeq and is a predicted model, not a curated record. NCBI's taxonomy places the organism in Eukaryota, Metazoa, Mollusca, Gastropoda, Physidae.